Messenger RNA from Aspergillus ruber CBS 135680, 972 nucleotides. RefSeq names its product putative inositol phospholipid biosynthesis protein Scs3. The transcript is spliced from 2 exons. Lineage: Eukaryota; Fungi; Ascomycota; Eurotiomycetes; Eurotiales; Aspergillaceae. Bases 1 to 972 code for a protein of 323 amino acids. Gene Ontology annotation, biological process: lipid droplet organization; phospholipid biosynthetic process; lipid storage. The record is from RefSeq and is a predicted model, not a curated record. Gene Ontology annotation, cellular component: endoplasmic reticulum membrane.
AUGGCCACCCGCGACAAAUCUCCCCCUUCCACACCAACAACAACACCACCACCAAAAACACACGCCUCCUCCCACCAAAUCCCCCCAAUCGCCCUCAUAGUCUACCCUAUAACCCUCCUAGUUGGCUCCCUCUACUCUUCCAUCUCACCGACCGCCCGGUUCCCGCACGCCCACCCGGCACCCCUAGCCCCCUCGAUCGCAACAGACAUAAACCUCUCCUCGCCUCCGGAAAGCCCGGUAAACUACUUCGCGCGGAAGGACAAUGUCUUCAAUGUGUAUUUCGUGAAAAUCGGCUGGCUAUGGCUUACGCUCGCGUUCGCAUCACUACUCAUCUCGCAACCCGUCUACCGUAAGACGGCUACUUCCUCGGGACGCCUCACCCAGGCAACCGUACGCUACGCCCUCGCAACAACAGCAUGGUAUUUAAUGACACAAUGGUUCUUCGGUCCACCGGUUAUCGAUCGCAGUUUUGUGAUCACAGGCGGUGGCUGUGAGCGUGUUGCUAGUGGUGUUGCGGGUGCUGCACAGGCGGCCACGGGGGCGGGAGAAGUCGCGGCGUUAGAAUCUGUGCUUACGGCGGCGGCUUGUAAAGCUGCAGGGGGGAAAUGGGCUGGGGGUCAUGAUGUUAGUGGGCAUGUUUUCAUGUUGGUUGUCGUGACGGGGGUGCUUGUUUGUGAGGGUGUGGGGGUUGCCGGUGAUGCGAUUUGCAAGGCACUGUCGUUUUCCACCGGUGAAGAGGGGAAUAGGAAAGAUGAGGAUGAAGGAGAGAAAGGGCGCGUUUGGGUGUUGAGGUUCGUACUUGCGGUUGCGGGGUUGGGAUGGUGGAUGUUGUUUAUGACAGCGAUUUGGUUUCAUACGUGGUUGGAGAAGUGGUCCGGAUUGACGAUUGCGUUGGGAACGCUUUAUGCGAUUUAUUUCCUGCCGAGAAAGGUGCCGGCGUGGAGGAAGGUUGUUGGGAUGCCGGGUGUUUAA